Messenger RNA from Lottia gigantea (owl limpet), 843 nucleotides. RefSeq lists its product as hypothetical. Gene Ontology annotation, cellular component: membrane. The transcript is spliced from 6 exons. Gene Ontology annotation, biological process: potassium ion transport; transmembrane transport. The record is from RefSeq and is a predicted model, not a curated record. Gene Ontology annotation, molecular function: voltage-gated potassium channel activity. NCBI's taxonomy places the organism in Eukaryota, Metazoa, Mollusca, Gastropoda, Lottiidae. The annotation marks the transcript as partial.
UUUGCUAUGGUUAUUUUGUGCCUUGUUCUAAGUGUAUUAGCUUCCAUUCAAGAAUUCCAAAAAAUGUUGAGUUGUUAUGUUAUGUAUACAGAAAUUGUAAUGUUAUUAUGGAUUGCUUCGGAGUUUAUGUUGAGAUUAUGGGCUUCUGGUUGCCGUUCACGAUAUCAGGGAUUACGGGGUAGAAUGAGGUUUUUUAAACGACCUCUUUGUAUCAUAGAUUUUAUAUUAGUAGCUGCAAGCAUCACAACUUUAGCCAUUGGUGGAACACAAGAUAUGUUCGCAACUUCCUCUCUUCGGGGUCUUCGCUUCUUCCAAAUUCUACGUAUGGUUCGAAUGGAUAGAAGAGGAGGAACCUGGAAACUCCUGGGCUCUGUUGUGUGGGCCCAUAGGCAGGAAUUGAUAACAACACUGUAUAUUGGUCUAUUGGGGCUAAUCUUCUCAUCAUUCUUAGUCUACUUAGUGGAGAAAGAUGCAUUGGGUCAGGCAUUUGGGAAAGAUGGAGGUCCCAUCAAACGAUUUUCCAGUUUUGCGGAUGCUCUAUGGUGGGGCGUGGUGACGCUGUGUACAGUGGGGUAUGGUGAUAUUGUACCUACAACUUGGGCAGGGAAACUUAUAGCCUCCUUCUCAGCUAUAUUAGGCAUUUCAUUCUUCGCUCUUCCAGCGGGUAUCCUCGGCUCAGGUUUUGCUUUAAAAGUACAACAACAACAGCGUCAAAAACAUUUAAACAGACGGCGAAUUCCGGCGGCCAUGUUGAUUCAGAGUCUAUGGCGUUGCUAUGCUGCUGAUGAACAUUCCAUGUCAGUUGCUACGUGGAAGAUUCAUUUGGUUCCACUUCCGAGUCCA